AUGUUUCGGCAAUUUGUCGUUGCCUGCAUAAAUCCAACACGAAUUCUAAUGAAAUCGUAUUCGUGCAAAACACCGAAGUUAUGUCCUAAAAUCCGAACUAAACGUGGCUGGGAGACAAAGAGUAAACCAUUUAAAAUUAAAUUACUUUCUGAAAUAGAACAGGAAAAAGAAGACGCCGAAACUAGUGUUAAAAUAGAUUUGAAACGAUUCAAAUCAUUUUGGGAUAUUACUCCUGAGUGUUGCUACAAGAAAUGCCCAAGAUCUGCACGUUACGAUGAGUCUUACUACAUGCCGUCAAAUCCAUAUAAACGUUAUUAUAACAAAACUUGGGUUGAUUGUCUAAAAGUUGAGAAAGAAGCGCUUUGUGUUGAUGAAAUUCAAGGGUUUCUGGAACCAGAGUAUCGUUCGCGUAAGAUGCUUAAAGAAUGCAGUAGCCGAAAAACUCACUCCAAAAUUCCUAAACAUCUAAUGGCUUGCAAAAAUCCUAAUGUGGAGUCGAGUUCUUGUCUCAGUAAUUUGCAACUGCUUCAUUGUAGAAGUGUACGAAAGCCACCGAAGUGUAAGAAAACUCGUUUAGCAAGCAUGUGUAAGAAAGUUAACCCCCCUUGCCCGAGUUUCUCUGAAUGUGAAUUAAUCAAAAAACUGAAUUCCGAUGGUCCAACAGAAUGCAAGUGUUGGCAAAUGACAUCUUUGUGUGAAACAGUAAGAGAAAUGAGGCAACGACCAUGA
Teleopsis dalmanni is the source of this 729-nucleotide messenger RNA. RefSeq lists its product as uncharacterized. The coding region runs from base 1 to 729 and encodes 242 amino acids. Lineage: Eukaryota; Metazoa; Arthropoda; Insecta; Diptera; Diopsidae. The transcript has a single exon. The record is from RefSeq and is a predicted model, not a curated record.